Messenger RNA from Anarrhichthys ocellatus (wolf-eel), 2209 nucleotides. RefSeq names its product mesenchyme homeobox 2a (gene meox2a). Gene Ontology annotation, biological process: somite development; positive regulation of transcription by RNA polymerase II. The transcript is spliced from 3 exons. Lineage: Eukaryota; Metazoa; Chordata; Actinopteri; Perciformes; Anarhichadidae. Gene Ontology annotation, cellular component: nucleus. Gene Ontology annotation, molecular function: DNA-binding transcription factor activity, RNA polymerase II-specific; RNA polymerase II cis-regulatory region sequence-specific DNA binding. The record is from RefSeq and is a predicted model, not a curated record. Bases 389 to 1348 code for a protein of 319 amino acids.
UCUGCAGUUCCUAGUGGGAAGCACCUCCUGCUCCCAGCCUCGAGCUCCAGUCCCCUCCGUGUUCCUCCUGACAUCCGAGAGGCUCUGCUGCAGCUUAUCCUGGGCUAACUGUUUAUCCUGUACAGCCUGGCAACUGGCCGCACGCUCCGGAUUACCACAGGACACCAUCUUCAAAACACACUUUGCUUUUCUGCUCUGACUCAUCGAGAGUAGACUGACUUCUUUUAAACUGGAGGAAAAAAAAGUUUUGGGAUAGUCAAAGGAUCUUGGAUAUGUGCUUGUGAUUUUUUUUUUCUUGGGGUUGAUUUAGUAACUUUACCUUCUUUUACUUGCCCUUCUCACCUUUCCUGGAGGGCCGCGCGUGUGUGUGUGUUUGUGUUUGAACGCGAUGGAUCACACGCUGUUCGGGUGCCUGCGGAGCCCCCACGCCCCGGCGCAGGCCCUGCAUCCCGCCUUCACCCAGUCUCCCCUGACUCUGCACGGACGCUCGGACCACGUCUCCUACCCUGACCUGGCCUCUUCCUCCUCCUCCUCCUCCACCUCCUCGCCCUCUCCCUGCAUCAUCUCCAGCUACCCGGUGGACGACGGCCUGUUUCCCGGGCAACACCACCACCACCACCACCAUCACCACCCUCACCGCGGCCACCUGCCCUCGCAGCAACAUCACCUCCCGCCUCAGCACCAUGCAUCGUGGCACAUCCCACAGAUGCCGUCACCUGGCGGGAACACGCGCCACAACCUGUGCCACCCGCACUCCCACUCAACCCACGACAGCGGGCCCACACCCCCGGACCUGGGCCACCCCGGGGGGCCCAGUAUGUGCGCCAGCACCCCAAGUCUGGGCAUCGGCAGCACCCCUACGGGGGCCUCCUGUGUGCCUGCAGACUUUGGCAGACAGACUCUGUCACCUGCUGAGGCCGAGAAGAGGAACAGCAAGAGGAAAAGUGACAGUUCAGAGUCCCAGGACGGGAAUUACAAGUCCGACGUGAGCAGCAAACCCAGGAAGGAGAGGACAGCGUUCACCAAGGAGCAGAUCCGAGAGCUGGAGGCCGAGUUUGCCCACCACAACUACCUAACCCGACUAAGGCGCUACGAGAUCGCCGUCAACCUCGACCUCACUGAAAGACAAGUGAAAGUGUGGUUCCAGAACAGGAGGAUGAAGUGGAAGAGGGUGAAGGGCGGCCAGCAAGGGGCGGCAGCUCGGGAGAAAGAACUGGUGAAUGUGAAAAAGGGGACGUUGCUGCCGUCAGAGUUCUCCGGCAUCGCGGCGCUCCACCACUCGACGGACUCCUUAGCCAACGAGGACAGUCACGACAGCGACCAGAGCUCCGAGCACGCUCACUUAUGAUGCACAACCCCCCCCCCCCUCCCCCCUCAGAGGACAGGCCCUGCCUCAGGACCGUCCUUAGAAGGACUGCUGUUUGCUGAUUCGCCCAUCGUCAUGCAACGAUGCUAAAUAAGUGUACAAAUAUACAGAGGAGUGACGUGUGGUAAGAUAAUACAGCCAGCAUGCAGGCAAAAUGUAAAUUUGAAGAACUGAGCACAUAAAGGGGGAGGUGGACAUGUUUCAAAAGCGCCAUUGGUUAAAAUUGCCCUUGAUAAAAAGCCAAAACUAGAUAAUAUCAACAUUGAAAUGUGAUGUUUUUGGAUCGCCCAAAACACUGAGUAUUGCAUCACAUUUUGGAAAUCAUACUUAGUCAAACUGUUGUAAACAUUCCGCGUUGUGUGCCUUGAGAGAAGCAGGCCUUGAUUUGCGCUGUUGAGCACACAGUCUCAGACUCGGUCAGUUUCUACUGUACAGAAUGUAAAUUACGAUGUAAUUGAGUUACUGAUCAAAUCAAGUGCCAGGAAAUCAAAUUUGCCUCGCUAAUAUAAAUGAUCUGUAAAUAAUUCUCUGUAUUGUCUUACCUUAACGAUAAUUUUAUACCUACACUAUUUCAGCUCUCGCAGUAAUAAACACUGACAGUUCUUUGGUCAACACUUUUCUGCCUGGAGAUGACAUUUUGUAAAUCUGAAACCUGAAAUAAGCAUUUUAUUAAAUCCUUUCAGGGACAGUUGCAGAUCGAAUAAACUUUAACCAAUGGUAAAUGGAAUGCAACAUGAUUCGAUAACAUUUUUUUCUCUCCCAUCUGUGCAGCCGUCCGUUCAUAUGUGUGUGUUGCAUGAAGUGAAGCUGAAAUGAAUUAAACAUUGCAGAGAGAGUGUAGAA